UUCGCUUCCUCGAUUCCGCAAUGUACAAAAUGAGUCAGGAAAAGUGUGAAUCUAUUUUGAGAGGUUUCAAACUAAAUUGGAUGAACUUGCGCGAUGCUGAUUCUGGGAAAGUCUUAUGGCAAAGCACUGAUGAUUUUUCAGUUCCUGAUAUCGAACAUAAAGCAUACGUUCCGAAAAAAAUACUCAAAUGCAAAUCAGUUUCCCGUGAAAUAAACUUUUCUUCAGAAGAGCCGUUAGAAAACUUCUGGCUUGAACAAGAAGUGUUUCUUAGAGAUCAAUCAAUUGAAAACUGGAAUUUUGAAUUUGGUUUCGUAAUACCUGGUUCUACAAAUACAUGGCAGUCGCUCAUUCAAUCCGACUCAGCGGAUCGCAUGAUUCCAGCUAAAGUAUUAAGUGGUAAUGUUGUUAUUGUAACACAUUUCUAUGAUGGUGACCUAUUAGUUAGCAAAUCUAAAGUGCGAAUAUUUUACGUUUAAUUGAAAGCGAAUACAUUACAAAUAAUCCUUAAACAAAUUAGAAUUUCAGGUGUAAACAAUUGCUUAUCAUGGUGAUAUUGGGCUUGAAAAACCAAUAAGAGAAUUUUUCUCAAGAUAUUUCUUUAGUCUAUUUACAUUACCAUUCGUCUUGUGUACUUAUAGAUGUUUUCUAUUUCUAAUUAUUCCUGUUAAUGUUACUAAAGCAUAACUUUAUUCUGUUCUUACUGUUCCUUAAACAACUUUCUUCAUUUUUUUUGUAUUUAUUAUUUACUUUCCCCUAGCGCCUAUUUACUACAAUUUUUUGCCAAGAUCAAGCUUUCAUACUUUUUUACAUGUGAUAGCGUUCAUAAAUAGCAGAAAUAAUGAUGUAAUUAAAACAGUCUUUAAGUAUUAAAACAUAUCACUGCAAAUCUGUAAUUAUUUAGAGUAACAAGAUCUGAAAAGAAAACUAGUAAUCGUUAUCAACAAGGAUUUGUCUUAUUUUUAUCAGGAUCGGUUAUUGCUUUUUCUUCUUCAAAACAUGUGAAACUAAUGAAUUUUUGCAUAUCAUUACCAUUAUAUUAACUUAACACUGACUAUGGUGUGAUCCUAUUUAGGUAGAUUAGGCUUACAUCCUGAUUUGAAAUAUAACACAAUCAUCGUCUUCUGAACUCGGGGACGAUAUCAAGCCCCCAUAGGCAUUCGGAAUAGAUCAAGU
Messenger RNA from Schistosoma turkestanicum, 1173 nucleotides. Lineage: Eukaryota; Metazoa; Platyhelminthes; Trematoda; Strigeidida; Schistosomatidae. The record is from the annotation of a GenBank genome assembly.